GUCCCAGGCUCAGACCGGCCCGAGCAGGUUUGGGGUCAGGCGGCGGCGCCGCCCCCGGGCCCGGCCAUGGUGCAGGCCUGGUACAUGGACAAGUCGGCUGACGACCCGCGGCGGCCCCACCGCGGGGAGCCCGCGCUCCCGGUCGGCCUGGAGCAGCUGCGCGGGCUCGGGGUCCUUUACUGGGAGCUGGAUGCUGACAAAUAUGAGAAUGAUCCAGAAUUAGAAAAGAUCCGAAAAGAGAGAAACUACUCCUGGAUGGACGUAAUAACCAUAUGCAAAGACAAACUACCAAAUUACGAAGAAAAGAUUAAGAUGCUUUAUGAGGAGCAUUUACACCUGGAUGAUGAGAUUCGCUACAUCCUGGACGGCAGUGGGUACUUCGACGUAAGGGAUAAAGAGGACAAGUGGAUCCGGAUCUUCAUGGAGAAGGGAGACAUGAUCACUCUCCCCGCCGGGAUAUACCACCGCUUCACGCUGGACGAGAAGAACUACGUGAAGGCCAUGCGGCUGUUUGUGGGAGACCCAGUGUGGACGGCGUACAACCGGCCGGCUGACCACUUCGAGGCCCGCGGGCAGUACCUAGAGUUUCUGGCACAGACGGCCUAGCGGUGCCCUGGGGCCUGGCGCACCCUGGCCCCCCCUUGUGAAGGUCCCAGACCUGAUGGCAGCAGAAAAUCAGUCGUAUUCUCUUUGCUUUUGUGUUGUAGACUUGAGGCUAGGUGAGCUUUCCUCUGCAAGAUUGUUGCAUCAGAAUAUGUUUUAAUGGGAGCAGCUGUAGAACCGGUUUGUACGUGGAAGCACCUGUGGAGAUCUGGGCAAAUCCGCUCAUUUUCUCUGAUUCAGGAUUAGUGGUCAGUGGCCCUGUGUCAGCUCGUGCCUUCAGCUGUGACCCAGUGAGUUUCAGCGCCCCAAACGCAGCCACUUAGCUGCCCCAUCUGGACCUGAUUCUUGGACUUUAAGCAGAUACCAGGCGAGGCCACGCCUGCCCUGUGCGGAGGAGUGACAGUGGAUGACAGGAGUGGACAGAGAGAAGACGCUUUUCUCCCAAAACACGGGGGAAGCUGGGUAG
This is a messenger RNA of Balaenoptera acutorostrata (minke whale), 1069 nucleotides long. Its product is annotated as acireductone dioxygenase-like. The coding region runs from base 67 to 606 and encodes 179 amino acids. Gene Ontology annotation, molecular function: acireductone dioxygenase [iron(II)-requiring] activity. Lineage: Eukaryota; Metazoa; Chordata; Mammalia; Artiodactyla; Balaenopteridae. The record is from RefSeq and is a predicted model, not a curated record. The transcript has a single exon.